AUGAAUCAAUCGAAUGCCUAUCACUAUAUGUUUAAAUUUAUAAUUAUUGGAGAUUCUGGUGUCGGAAAAUCCUGUAUUCUGUUACAAUUUACUGACGACAGGUUUGAUGCCAGAUCCGAAUGUACAAUAGGUGUAGAAUUUGGAACAAAAACCAUUGAUCUCGGAUCAAAAUAUAAUCACUUGAAAAUCAAGACACAAAUAUGGGAUACAGCUGGUCAAGAAGGUAAUUAUUAUCGUGGAUCUGCUUGUGCUUUUUUAGUUUAUGAUAUUACGAGAAGGAGUACUUUUCAAUCAGUUCAAACGUGGUUAACUGAUGCUCUCAGCAACAGUUCAAAUCAUUCCCAAUUGGUUGUUGUUCUCGUUGGAAACAAGUCUGAUUUAAAAUCUCAAAGACAAGUUUCAUAUAAGGAAGGUUUAGAAUUUGCAGAAAAGAAUAACAUUCACAUAUUUAUGGAAACAUCAGCAAAAACAGCAGAAAAUAUACACAAAUCAUUUUAUGAAAGUGCAGAGAUAAUUUAUAGAAAGGUUUUAAAUCAUGAAAUAAUGGUUGGAUUUGAUGAUGAUGUUGUUGGUUCUGGUGUUAAGGGUGGAGUGCUUUUGGCCAACCAACAAUCGAAUAUGUCCACAACCCCUUCGAAUACAAAUCGAGUGAGAGGAAGUGAUUUAGCAAAUCAAACCUCUCCUCAAAAAACAGAAAAGAAAGAAGGGUGUUGUGGUGGAAAGUAA
Molecule: messenger RNA, 726 nt
Organism: Naegleria gruberi
Lineage: Eukaryota; Heterolobosea; Eutetramitea; Acrasida; Naegleriidae
Product: rab family small GTPase
Exons: 2
Coding region: 1-726 (241 amino acids)
Cellular component (GO): Golgi apparatus
Molecular function (GO): GTP binding; GTPase activity
Source: RefSeq, a predicted model, not a curated record